Molecule: messenger RNA, 1038 nt
Organism: Pieris macdunnoughi
Lineage: Eukaryota; Metazoa; Arthropoda; Insecta; Lepidoptera; Pieridae
Source: the annotation of a GenBank genome assembly
AUGAUCUCGCAGAAGCUGUCGUACGGCGACGUGCCGACGUCCGCGUCGCUGUCCACGCUGUCGCCGGGUCUCGCGCCUCCAUAUGUCAACGGGAUGGGCUGCAUGCCAGCGCAACCGUAUCCGAACCUGUACUCCAACAACAUGGUGGCGAGUGGAUCCUGCAUGGGCUCGCCUGGCGUUGGCUAUUCGCCGCCCAGCACCAUGGCCUCUUGCAUGGGCGGUGGAGGAGCCGUACCCUACGGAGCGCUUCCCCGGGAACAAGAAGCCGCUUCACCUACGUCGGCGCUUCAACGGGCGCGCAACGACAAGACUUAUCGCCGCUCCUAUACGCACGCGAAACCGCCGUAUUCCUACAUAUCGCUCAUUACAAUGGCGAUACAGAAUAAUCCGUCGCGAAUGCUGACUCUCUCUGAAAUCUAUCAGUUCAUCAUGGACUUGUUUCCCUUCUACCGCCAGAACCAGCAGCGUUGGCAGAAUUCCAUACGGCAUUCGUUAUCGUUUAACGACUGUUUUGUAAAAGUGCCGCGGACACCAGACAAACCGGGAAAAGGUUCUUUUUGGACGCUCCACCCCGACAGCGGGAAUAUGUUUGAAAACGGCUGCUUUUUGCGGCGACAAAAACGUUUUAAGGACGAGAAAAAGGAAUCUAUAAGACAAGCGCAGAAGACGACGCACCCACACGGCCAUCAUGGCGGACACGAGAAACGUGAACAUUCACAUGAGAAAGGCGUGGGUGGCGGUGAAGAUAAAGAAAUGCGUGAUGAGCUGCUGGCACAGUUACACGCAGCGCCAGAGCUGUGUCUUCCGGAACACACGCCACUAUCACUGGAACACUAUGCGCAGCUUAAACAGGAGCCAACGGGCUACGCACCCGCGCCUCACCCGUUCAGUAUCACGCGGCUUCUGCCUGGCGCGGAUACAAAGUCCGACCUUAAGAUGUACGACGUAAACUAUGGCUACGGGCACGCGCCAGCUGACAACUACUACCAGUCACCGCUGUACCACCAUCAUGCCCACCACACGCAGCCGCCCUUGUGA